This is a messenger RNA of Pediculus humanus corporis (human body louse), 2154 nucleotides long. RefSeq names its product Threonyl-tRNA synthetase, cytoplasmic, putative. NCBI's taxonomy places the organism in Eukaryota, Metazoa, Arthropoda, Insecta, Psocodea, Pediculidae. The record is from RefSeq and is a predicted model, not a curated record. Bases 1 to 2154 code for a protein of 717 amino acids. Gene Ontology annotation, cellular component: cytoplasm. Gene Ontology annotation, biological process: threonyl-tRNA aminoacylation. Gene Ontology annotation, molecular function: threonine-tRNA ligase activity; ATP binding. The transcript is spliced from 11 exons.
AUGAUACGACAUUUAAUAAGGGGAACUGGAUUGUUUUCUGUUAACUUUAAAAGAAAUAAAUUGUUGGUUCAGAAAAGUUCGAAGGCGAAAAAAAAAGAAAAGUCUGCGGGAGAAAAACAAGCUUUAAGUGAACUUAAUCCAUGGCCUAAUUACAUUGAAGAAAGAAAUGUUUUGUGGAAUAAAUUAAAGACAGCAUAUGAAGCUGAAAUUGCAUCCAAAACAUCAAAUCCCAUUAAAAUUACUCUUCCCGAUGGGAAAAUUGUGGAAGGAGAAAGCUGGAAAACAAGUCCUUACGACAUUGCUAAAGGCAUCAGUCAAGGCCUUGCUGAUAAUACAGUGAUUGCUAAAGUGAAUGGUGUCCUGUGGGAUUUGGAAAGACCAUUAGAAUCAGAUUGUAAAUUACAACUUCUUAAAUUUGAUGAUGAAGAAGCUCAACAAGUAUUUUGGCAUUCAACUGCUCAUAUCUUGGGUGAAGCUUUAGAAAGGUUGUAUGGUGGACAUUUGUGUUAUGGACCACCAAUCGAAAAUGGAUUUUAUUAUGAUAUGUUCACUCCUGAUUCACAAGUAUCAAACACAGAUUUUCCUAGUAUAGAAAGUUUAAUGAAGAAAAUUGUUAAGGAAAAACAACCAUUUGAAAGAUUAGAAAUGAAAAAAGAAGAUUUGUUAGAAAUGUUUAAAUACAAUCAUUUUAAAGUUAGAAUAUUAAAUGAAAAAAUUAAUACACCCACGACUACUGUAUAUAAAUGUGGCUCUUUAAUUGAUCUUUGCCGUGGACCCCACGUGCGAAACACGGGAAAAAUAAAAGCAUUUAAAAUUACCAAAAACUCGUCUGCUUACUGGGAGGGAAAUUCAGAAGCCGAAUCCUUACAAAGAGUUUAUGGAAUUUCAUUUCCUGAUCCAAAACAGCUUAAAGAGUGGGAAAGAAUUCAAGAAGAAGCAGCUAAAAGAGAUCAUAGAAAAUUAGGACGAGAACAAGAAUUAUAUUUCUUUCACGAACUUAGUCCUGGUUCAUGUUUUUUCUAUCCGAAAGGAGCAUUCAUUUACAAUACAUUAGUUGAAUUUAUCAGGUCAGAAUAUAGGAAAAGAGGAUUUCAAGAAGUUAUAACUCCGAAUAUAUACAACGUUAAACUUUGGGAAACUUCCGGUCACUGGCAACAUUAUGCCGAAAACAUGUUUUCAUUUGAACUUGAAAAAGAAACUUACGCUCUCAAACCAAUGAACUGUCCUGGACAUUGCUUAAUUUUCGAUAACCGAAAUCGAUCUUGGAGAGAGUUACCAUUGCGAAUGGCUGAUUUUGGAGUUCUUCACAGAAAUGAAUUUUCAGGUGCUUUAAGCGGUUUGACUCGUGUUCGCCGUUUUCAACAAGAUGAUGCUCACAUAUUUUGCACGGUAAAUCAAAUCAAAAGCGAAAUAUCCGGUGCUCUUGAAUUUUUAAAAAAUGUCUACGGUGUUUUCGGAUUUACAUUUCAACUUCGUUUAUCUACAAGACCGGAAAAAUAUUUAGGAGAAAUUAACGUUUGGGAUCAAGCUGAAAAGCAACUUACUGAAAGUUUAGAUGAAUUUGGUUUCCCAUGGAAAUUAAAUCCCGGAGACGGAGCUUUUUACGGUCCUAAAAUUGAUAUAACUAUUUUGGAUGCUUUAAAAAGAGCUCAUCAAUGUGCAACAAUACAAUUAGAUUUUCAAUUACCGAUAAGAUUUAAUUUAAAUUAUAUUGGUGAAAGUGGAGACAAAAUUAGACCAGUUAUUAUUCAUCGUGCUAUUUUGGGUUCCGUAGAAAGAAUGAUAGCCAUUUUGACGGAAUCUUACGGUGGAAAAUGGCCAUUUUGGCUUUCUCCUCGACAAUCUAUUGUUAUUCCUGUUGGGCUACCCUUUUAUGAAUAUGCUAAAAAAGUCAAAGAUGAUAUUUUUAAUGCUGGAUUCAGUUGCGAUUUCGACGAUGACGAGGGUGAUACUAUGAACAAAAAAAUUAGAAAUGCUCAACUCGCACAGUAUAAUUUCAUAUUCGUCGUCGGUGAAAAAGAAAAAAAUGCCGGAACGGUUAACGUAAGAACUCGAGAUAAUAUUGUUCACGGAGAGUUUUCAGUCGGUGACGUCAUUAAAAAAUUUCAAGAAUUAAAAGAAAAAAGAAUUUUAGCCAGUGAAGAUACUUUUUAA